AUGGUGCUGGCGGGGAUUCCGGUGCGACUUUUGAACGAGGCCCGUGGUCAUGUUAUUCUGGUCGAGCUUAUGCUGGGUGACGUUUAUCGCGGCAAGCUUCUCGACAACGAGGACUCGAUGAACCUCCAACUUCUCGACGUGGUGUGUCAGUCACGCAAUGGCCAGAGCGAGCACUUGAACCAAGUCUACGUCCGCGGGCUGAAUAUCCGCUUUGUUCUGGUGCCUGAUAUGCUCAAGAAUGCCCCCAUGUUCUACCAGAAACCAGGCGACAAGCCCAAACCUCCUGUGCGAGGCCCGCCGCCCAACAAGCGCCCUCGUCACUGA
This is a messenger RNA of Diutina rugosa, 324 nucleotides long. RefSeq names its product mRNA splicing protein (gene SMD3). The coding region runs from base 1 to 324 and encodes 107 amino acids. Gene Ontology annotation, molecular function: RNA binding. Gene Ontology annotation, cellular component: U1 snRNP; spliceosomal tri-snRNP complex; U4 snRNP. The record is from RefSeq and is a predicted model, not a curated record. Gene Ontology annotation, biological process: spliceosomal snRNP assembly; RNA processing. NCBI's taxonomy places the organism in Eukaryota, Fungi, Ascomycota, Pichiomycetes, Serinales, Debaryomycetaceae. The transcript has a single exon.